Messenger RNA from Pogona vitticeps (central bearded dragon), 2402 nucleotides. Lineage: Eukaryota; Metazoa; Chordata; Lepidosauria; Squamata; Agamidae. The record is from RefSeq and is a predicted model, not a curated record.
GUUGCAGGGGGGCCGCCAUGCUCUCGGGAGGGGCCGGGUGUACUGCUGCUGACCGCCACCGACAACCGCAACCGAUGGACGACCGCCGUGCGGCGGCCCCAGCACUGAAGAUGACGAUGACGGGCAUUCAGAUCGACCGUUCCCGUCUGCCUCCAGUUCAAGAAGUUUGCCGAGAUUUCGCCAUCCUGGAAGACGGGGCUUUCGCCUACUGCCUGCAGGAGCAAGAGAUUGAGCAGCACUACGCCUCCAAUGUUCAGAGGAACCAGCUGGUCCAGAAGGACAUCCGCAUCGCCAAGACCCUCCAGGACAUGGAGGACCAAGUGAGCCGGCUCAGGGUCUCCCGGAAGCAGAAGCCGAGCGAAGAGAGCGGUUCCAAAACAGCCCACGCCAUCCGGGAGGAGACCCAGCGGAGAAGCGCAGAAGGCCACCGGAGAAAGCAAACAGACCAGGAGCUUGCCCGGCGUCUGCAAGAGGAAGAGAAGGCAACCCGUCAGCAGCAGGAGGAAAAACUGCAGAGCUUACAGGAGAGACCAGACAACCGGAUCGGCCCCUUGGCCUGGCUGGUGGAGGAGGAGAACCUCCAGAGCCAAGAGCAGCUGCGUCAGGAUGAAGAGCUGGCCUGGAGGCUGCAGGAGGAGGAGCACGCCCGCGCCACCAGAGCCAGGAGGAACCGGGAGAGGAACGAUGACUAUCGGGCGGCCCAUUUAGCUCAGGAUGAGGAAAUUGCGCGAUACAUGCAGGACCAAGAGCUGAAGGCACGCUGGAGGAGCACAACCCAGGAGUCGGCGGACGAGCGAGAAGGGGGUGAAGAGGUGCCCGGCGGGCGCACUGAGCCCAGGUGGAGCCACCACCAUGGCCACGAGGAUGAGGAACCCCGGCCGAACGGCGGCAGAGCUGCCCCCCCAGUCGGGAGAGUCCACCCCCUCGAGAGAUCUGAGACCCCCACCAGAGGAGGUCCCGCGGCGCCGACCGAGCCGCCACAACUUUGCCGAAACAUUGUGGAAGAGCUGGAUCCGACCUUCAAGGCCAAAGGAGGGGCUGAGCGCCCUGUUGCUCUGCCGACCGCGGCUCGCUUCCGAGCUGCCACCCCCGUCCACCCCGUUCCCGUGGACGGCUUCUUCGACUACCUGGAUGAGCUCGCAGGACCGGCCUUCGUGUCCCCCACCAAACGACAGCCGGAGAAGGCGGGCCACCCAAAACCGAGGGACAAAAAGGAAGGGUGCAAGCAACAGUGAGCGGUCGAGGAGUGUCGCCCUCUUCAACAGGGACUCCGACCAGAGAGGGCUGGUCUCUCGGGUGGCCCCGGGCUCGCCAGCAUGCCGCUACCUUUUGGCUUAGGGUUUGCAUCACGGGGCCUUGGGGAGAAGGCCAGGCAGUGGCCGGUUGGGUUUCAAGAGGAAUCAGUGCACUUGGCAUGGCCGUGGCCCUUGGUCACGGGCGUAUGUGGACACCUGGAAACGUUUCUGUCGUAUUUCCACCCCUGCUCAUCCGCCCCCCACAGACCUUCAAGGAGGCUCCUCACGCAUGGGCCUCUGGCUGCCGCCCCCCAAGAUUGGAGUGCCUGGCGGGGUCCUGCCAUAGUUGCCAGCCUGGAUCUUUUUCCUGGAGAAACUGCAUUCACUGGACCUUCAUGGGGGAAAAAGCCUCUUUCGGGUGCUUAUCUGAAGUCAAGGCAGCAGUGAUGUCAUGGUGGGGGGCCACCUCUUGGGAGACAUGUGGGGCCCCACUGGGGAAGGGUUGUGAUUUCCUCUUGUCUGCCUGCCGCUUUUUCUGCCUGCUCGUGUGUGGUCCUGGAGCAUUGAGUCCUUGGUUCUUCUGGGGGAUCCUCAACUGCGGGAGACGACGAGGAGGGAGCAGGCAGCCCCUGGAAAGGCUCAGCCAAGCCCGUGAACAGAGAGGUUGCUUUGAACAAGCGAAAGGACUCCUGGUUUCUGGGAAGGGACCACCGUGUCGAGCCGGAGAAGCUCGUUCUGGCCAGAGGCCAGUCCGGAUCUCAAGGGGGAAGGUGGCCGAGCCACUUGUGGCCCUCCAGAUGUGGUGGGAAGUCUGCCCAGACCACAGCUAGGGCGUUGGCAGACCGGAAACACACGUUGGUGUAGGAGUGAGGGCUGCUGGGAGGGGUGAAGCCAAACCUGGUGCUCAAUCCUUGAGGUUUAUUUGCAUUAUGACAAAAGGAAGUUCUCUGGCGUAUGUCUCUGUGUUUGUACUUUUAUGCACGUCUCCUGCAUGCUUGCGCCCUGGAGAGGAGCUGGUGGCAGAUGGGCCCAGCUUCGCCAAGCUCCCCUUCGUGUUUGUGUUCCCUCUGGGCUGUUAUGUGUGUUUUUCUCUCUCUGUGUGUGUUUAUGUGUUUUAAAUAAAGGUCCCUGGCCACUUUGGGGCUGUUUGGCCUCACCUGCACCUGC